AAGAAUAAUCCAGCAAGAAAAACUUAUUUCUCUCUUUUUAGAAAACAUGUUUACACUUCAGAAAGUCCAAAAUAGUAACUAGAUGCUGUUAGUGUAGAAUGGUACAUAGUAUAUUGAUCUACAUAGUAGAUGGUUGGCAGGCCUGGUGUCUGCUAGGUCAGUUCUAUUGGAGUGAGCUACGUGAAAAUUUUCAGUUUUAUUAGUAUUACACGUUUAUUUAUUCAUUUGUUCAAGUUUGAGUUGUGUAAUAGUUGAGUAGUGAUUCAAUCAGACAAAUGGCAUAGUUCUUUUGUGUUUUGUAUUACCUGAGUUUGUGACUUGUGUUCAUCUCUCAAGAUCUAACCUACAAUAUUGAACAUUAUUGACUCAUCAACAGUGACAGGAUCUUAUCAUUUUAUCAGUUGACUCAAACGAUGUGCUUUCAUGUUUCUGAACUCUCGAUUUUCUUCACUUGUCUGUCGUCUGCAAGUUGCCGGUAACUGGUUAACUUAACCUAAAAGCUAGCAUUUGAGCGGGAGCCCGAGUCAGCUAUAGUUGCAGUCAGCUGUUUUUUGUUUUGUUUUCAUCUGACAAAUAGAGACAUCAACACAACUCUUCUGUGUUAUCUUCUGUGCACUGCUCUAUUGAUCUUCGAUUAUACUUGUUUUGGUGCUAGAUUUUGAAUUUAAGAUGAUGACAAUGAACCGAAUGACAACACGCCGAAUGCGGGAGUGUUUGAUCCGGGAAGCGGAAUUAGAGUUGAAUAAUAUGAACUGUGAUCUUGUUAAUGAUACGGUGAUAGAAUUAGCUGUCAAUAUUAGAGGAACUCUAUCAGUGAUCUCGAAUAAAUUCACGAAUGAUGCCAUUAUUGACAUAAUUCCGGAUGUUGUUGGAAUUCUAAAUAAAUUGGACACCACAAUCUCCUACAAUAAUGAACUGCUGAAUGAACGCACUGACCUUCUGAAUAAUAAUACUGAACUGACUAAGCAAGUAGAGUACGAGAAAAAUAAGCGCAAAGAAAACUUUGAGGACUCCUUAUUCAAUGAGGAAAAGGCUGAGGAGGAAAUUCUGUUAUUGGAAGCGCGUAUAAAAAACUGGAGGCAUCUAACACCCAUUUAAAUGAGGAAUUGAAUAAUAAGAAUGAAAUAAUAAAAAUUAUUGAAGCCGAUAAUAAUAGCUUAUUUUUUAACAGAGACACUAUUUUGAACAAAGUA
Molecule: messenger RNA, 1193 nt
Organism: Nilaparvata lugens (brown planthopper)
Lineage: Eukaryota; Metazoa; Arthropoda; Insecta; Hemiptera; Delphacidae
Exons: 1
Coding region: 670-1098 (142 amino acids)
Source: RefSeq, a predicted model, not a curated record